AGCAGCCGAAAAGAACGCCGACGAAGCCACAACAUCAACAGCGCCUUUUCAGCUCUUCGCGGCUGCAUUCCCAAUGUACCAACGGAUACAAAACUUUCAAAGAUAAAGACGCUACGCUUGGCCACUAGCUACAUCUCAUACCUGAUGGAUGUCUUAAGUAAGGGAGAUAAUGAAAAUUGUGAGAGUUUCAACGCCGAGAUCGUGAGGAAUAGUGAGAGUAAGGAGGAGAAGAAGCGAAGGGAGAACGAGGACAUCACCAUGCUCAUUGACGAUGUAUGUGAAACGGAGGAACGGAAGUGCCUUAGAACCGGCUGGCCACAACAAGUCUGGGCCUCAGAGUUCAAG
This is a messenger RNA of Helobdella robusta, 345 nucleotides long. RefSeq lists its product as hypothetical. The record is from RefSeq and is a predicted model, not a curated record. Gene Ontology annotation, molecular function: RNA polymerase II transcription regulatory region sequence-specific DNA binding; DNA-binding transcription factor activity, RNA polymerase II-specific; protein dimerization activity. NCBI's taxonomy places the organism in Eukaryota, Metazoa, Annelida, Clitellata, Rhynchobdellida, Glossiphoniidae. Gene Ontology annotation, biological process: regulation of transcription by RNA polymerase II; developmental process. The transcript has 3 exons. The annotation marks the transcript as partial.